AUGCCUAAACGAAAACGUCCACUGAACGUAAGAAGAGUACGUCGAAUCAAUACUGUUGAAAACGUAGAAAAGAAUGAUCACGAAGAAAUAACAUUCAUUCCAAAUCCGGAAGAUUCAGGUGAAUCUGAUUGUAAUGAUGGUAAUGAUUCGUCCUCCAGUAUUGAUAGAAGUGACACAUCCACUGAUGACGAAGGUGAUGAAGAUCACCAUACGAUUCAACCGGUUCAAUCAUACCGGAAAGUAUCAGAAAAUUAUAAUGUCAAUCAAAAGAAUCUGGAAGAUGGACAUGAAUAUCGAUGGGUUGAUGGUGAGGCUAAAUAUAAUGAUGAUUUAUUGAAUAUCGUCUUGCCAUCAGAAAAAGAUAAAAAAAAUAUAUUAGCUAGUUCACCAACAGAUUUGUUUGAGAUGUUCUUUUCUGAAACAUUGAAGAAGUACAUCAUCGAUGCUACUACAGAACACGGAUAUCAGUUGACUCGUGAUCGCUUAGAUAAAUUUUUAGGCGUCAUCAUAUUCACUACGUUCAAUAAGAGAUUAUCGCAAAGAGAUUAUUGGUCCACGAAUCCCUUAUUGAAAUCUGAUGUUGUCAUGUCAGCUUUGUCACGGCAAGAAUUUAAACGAAUAAAAUCGCACAUAAAGUACCACAAAUUGGACGAUGAAAACGGAAAUGAUAAAAUAUGGCGUGUCCGUCAUAUUAUGGACAUUUUCAAUGAAAAUAUCAAGCGUUUCGUUUUUUUUUGUACAGCUCUUUGUGUUGAUGAGAUGAUGCUGAAAUUUUAUGGUCAAAUAAGUUUCAAACAAUUUAUAAAAUCAAAACCGAUACGAUUUGGCAUCAAAGAAUGGGCGUUAUGCAGUUCAAACGGUUAUCUCUUUCACUGUGAAAUUUAUUGCGGAAAGAACAAUAAUGAUGAUUUUCUACCAAAUUGUGCCCAAGGCAGCCGGGUAGUAAUGCGUAUGCUUCAAAAAUUUCUACUUGACAUUCCUCCUCGGAAAGUACUCCAAUACCACAUUUACUUCGACAAUUUAUUUUGUUGUCCUGAUUUAUUGGUGCAUUUGAAAAAACUGAAUUUGCGCGCGACAGGCACUGUCCGGAAAAAUAGAAUAAAAGAGACUAACGAUAUCGAUGCAAAGGCUCCCAGAGGAACGUUCAAAGUAAAGCACGAUCAGAAUAGUGGUAUAAACUUUAUCACUGUUGUGGAUUCAAAACCAGUAUCUAUUCUGUCUACAGCUGCUGGUAUUACACCCGUUUCAGACGUAACGCGGUAUGACAAGAACGCGAAAGAGAAAAAAACAAUAUCCUUCCCUAAUGCGUUCAAAGUUUACAACAGCUUCAUGGGUGGAGUAGAUUUACAAGACCAAUACUGUCAUAAACUGAUACCAAUAGUUCGAUCGAAGAAAUGGACCUAUCGAAAGAAUUUACAGCUUAACGUUCAGGAAUGUAAGGAAAUAGUCGUCAGGGGCGUUGAAUAUAGCAAAGAGGAUCGUUUAGUGAUUCACCAAAAAGGAUACCAGCACGUAGCUCUAGAGAAUGAUGGAACGGAAAUUGACGAUGAUGAGAUUCUUUUAGAUUUCGCCAAACUUUCGAUAACUGCGCUCGAUUUGAUACUUCUGCCAGAGCAUACAACAUGGCAACCAUUAUCCUAA
Venturia canescens is the source of this 1641-nucleotide messenger RNA. RefSeq names its product piggyBac transposable element-derived protein 2-like. The record is from RefSeq and is a predicted model, not a curated record. Lineage: Eukaryota; Metazoa; Arthropoda; Insecta; Hymenoptera; Ichneumonidae. The transcript has 3 exons. The coding region runs from base 1 to 1641 and encodes 546 amino acids.